Molecule: messenger RNA, 824 nt
Organism: Penicillium brasilianum
Lineage: Eukaryota; Fungi; Ascomycota; Eurotiomycetes; Eurotiales; Aspergillaceae
Source: the annotation of a GenBank genome assembly
GGAAUUUAACGACACAAAAAGCAUUGCGCUCUCUCUGGCAUCUCAUGCCCAGAUAUAUACGAACUCAAUGCUAUACUUUGCUUAUCAAACUUGGAAGCUAUCUCUAUCCACGGUCCUUCACAGGUCUCGUUCAUCGGCUGCCGUUCGGACUCUACGCGAAGGAAUGCGCUGGCUCUUCUCGCAACGAAGCCGAGGCGUUGCACCUGGUCGAAAAGUACACAUCAAUCCCGGCACCAUUAUGGGUGGAUGAUUACCAGCAGACGCACCCUAUUCUCAUCGUGACGGCGGUCCCUGGUCAAACUUUGGACAAAGUCUUCCAUCGGCUCUCAUGUUUCGAGCGCGAGCAAUUAUCGAAAGACUUGAAAAGCCUGGUGUCACAACUAUGCCGUAUGCCAAAUCAGACCCCUAACAUCUUCGGCAAUAGUCAUGGCGGCCCAUUAAGGAAUCAUCGGUUCCCGUCUGGCACAUGCGGUCCGUUCAGCUCAAUCUUUGAUUUCAAUGCCUUCCUUGUCCAUGCCUACCUGCGUCAGGAGACAAUUAAAAAGAUUUCUACUGUUCACGCUCGUACCUACCGAUCUUUUUUCACCCAUGCGGACUUACACCCGAGCAACAUUAUUAUUGAUCGCGGACGGCUGUCGGGAAUUGUGGAUUGGGAAUGCGCAGGGUUCUACCCUGAGUAUUGGGAAUUUACAAAACUGAUGUAUGGGGCUGAAAUGUUUCCCGAAUUCCGGCAGGUCAUUCGUCAGGUGUUCUCAGAGCAAAGCUAUGACGAGGAGUUAGAGGCUGAGACACUCCUGUGGAAUGACACACCAUUCGGUAUCUAA